AUGCCGCAGCUCAACGGCGGUGGAGGGGACGAUCUGGGCGCAAACGAUGAAAUGAUCUCCUUCAAAGACGAAGGGGAGCAGGAAGAGAAAAUUUCGGAGAACUCCUCGGCAGAAAGGGAUUUAGCAGACGUCAAAUCUUCUCUCGUAAAUGAGUCGGAAACGAAUCAGAACAGCUCGUCGGACUCGGAGGUAAGUGGCAGCCGGACGCGGGGAUCGAUGGACCCCGGCUCUCUGAACCCAGGGGCCUACGCUCGUUUGCGCCGUAAAAACGCUGCUGCGAAAAGGCAAGAUGGAGGGCUGUUCAAGAGCCCAUCGUACCCGGGCUAUCCGUUUAUAAUGAUCCCCGAUCUCACAAGCCCAUACCUCUCCAAUGGAUCACUUUCUCCGACAGCACGCACACCCCGGAAGUCGGAGCAAAAAUCUGAAGAGCCGCUGACGGCCGAGGAGGUGCUUAUCGGCGUGUCGUGA
Molecule: messenger RNA, 468 nt
Organism: Menidia menidia (Atlantic silverside)
Lineage: Eukaryota; Metazoa; Chordata; Actinopteri; Atheriniformes; Atherinopsidae
Source: the annotation of a GenBank genome assembly